Chelmon rostratus (copperband butterflyfish) is the source of this 4095-nucleotide messenger RNA. RefSeq names its product ATR interacting protein. The transcript is spliced from 17 exons. The coding region runs from base 294 to 2705 and encodes 803 amino acids. Gene Ontology annotation, biological process: DNA damage checkpoint signaling; DNA repair. The record is from RefSeq and is a predicted model, not a curated record. NCBI's taxonomy places the organism in Eukaryota, Metazoa, Chordata, Actinopteri, Chaetodontiformes, Chaetodontidae.
GACUGACUUGAAUACCACACUUUAUCCUCACUUAUUUAAUUUCACGAUGUGUUGUUGCUGGAGAGCCAUUUAAGAUAUAUAUUUUUGCAGUUUAAUUUAGUGCUGUUGCACCGUAUUAAAGAAGACAAUUAUCAGGCACCUCUAACGUCGUUUUCAUGAAAUGUUUUCAGACAUUGAAAUGUUGUCGUGACGAAGUGAGCUGUGUUAGCUUAGCAGGCUCCACUGGAAUCACGGCUAGCUAAAUAUUUGAAGCUAACAGCUAACGAGCGACAGCAGCAACAGCAGGAGACGGGAUGAACUUUCCCCCCACCAAGCGCCUCCGAGGCCUGAACCACGAUGUAGAGACAGUGACGGCCUUUGAUGACCCAUUUGGAGAUGACGACGACUUCACCCAGGACGACUUGGAUGAGAUUGACGUCAUUGCCUCGCAGGCCAUCACCUCAGCCACUGCAUCUGGGCUUGGAUCUAAACCAGGAAUCAGACCAACAGAGCUGGCCUGUGGGUCCACCAGGCUGCCUUCUGCAGCGCAGAGCAAACAGAGCAGAGCUGCAACCAAUCACAGCAGAGAAAACACAUUUGGGUUCAGUAGCAGCAACAGAGGGAAUGCUGGGAUACCAAGCAGAGAGCUUCUCAACAAAAGGCAGCAGUUUGGGUCGGACAGAGAAGACUCCUACAGUCUACUGGAGGCUCAGCAUGCAGAGUUAAAGAGGAAGCUAAAGGAGGUGGAAGAGGAGAUUGUGUUGAAGAGCGGGGAAAUCCGGGUCCUGAGGGACUCUCUGAAAAGAGUUCAGCAGGAGAAGGAAGCCCAGAAGCAGGACCAGAUCCUGCUGGAGACUCAGAGACAGAGAGAGCAGAGCGACAGAGAGAAGGAGCUCAACAGGAAGGUUCAGUCUUUGCAGUCAGAGCUGCAGUUUAAAGAGGCAGAGAUCAAUGAGAUGAAGACCAAACUACACAGUUCAGACAGAAACAAGAUGGCCUCUCCACUGCCUAGAAACAGUCCUAAAGUAGUUAGCAGCCUCGCCCAGUUACAUCAUGGGGGUGGCAGCAGCUCCUCCUCUCCGACAGAAAAUGGCUUCAUCACCAAGGAGACGUUUGGAGCCCAUGUCUCAUCCAGAACAACACCGGUGAAGACGCCGAGGAAGACACGGAGAGAUGGUGGGGACAGAGGGUCGUCUGGCAGCAGAUCCAGUGACAGACAAGAAGUGUCUCGGCCAGACCCCUUCCUGUCCAUCAGACCUGUGCACCUGCAGCACCGAGGUGGCGUUCUGCUGGGACUGUUGCUGCAGCAGCCUUUAUCUCCCAGCAGCCUCAGCCUCUCUCACCUGCUGUCUAUGAGUAUGACUGACAUCCACCUGACAUCCAGUGGGCUGUCAGCAGGUCUUCUACUCCACUCUGAUGCCGCAGUCAGUGGUGGUGAAGGUGGAGCUCCCAGAGCUGCUCUGAGUCCGGUCCAGAGUCUGGCUGUAACUGGACUCAACAUGCUGAGUCAGAGCCGGCCAGAAGCUGCAGCCAGCAGCAGAAACAAAAGGUCAUGUCCCGGAGCUGUCCUCCUCCUCCCUUUGUUGGACCUUCACCUGUCUCGGCUCUGUCAGGCUCUGGACUCACUCCGCUCCACCUCUGCUGGUGGUUCAAACUCUGCUGCUGCCAGUUCGCUCCCCGCAGGCCAUGUUGCUCCCGCUGCUGAACUAGGGAGACCGGAGGAGGCUGGUUUGACUGGUUCCAGCGUGGAGGACACUGGUUUGGCUGCUCUGAGGCUCCUCUAUCUGGUGCUGGCCCACAGUGAUGAGGUGGUGGAGGCUGUGUUGUCAAAGGAGAGUCAGAGCAGAGUUACAGACAAGAAGGCCGAGCACUCUACAUGUGUGGAUCAGUGCUCCCACAAUGCCUUGCUGCAGUCAGUGUUGCGGCUGUGUGAAGCAGGGCUCAGCGGUGGCUCACAGAGAGAAGAGCUUGUCCUCAAUGCAAUGAAGACCCUGUGUGUCCUAAUUGAGAGGACUCCACACACACACGCUGACAGGUUGAAUUGUGUGCUGCAGGUGCUGUGUGUGUGUUUGUCAGCAGACAGCAGGUUGCAGACAGUCUCAGGCUGUGUGUCUGUCCUCAUGUCCAUGUCCGACCACCAGACACUGGCCCAGCAGCUCUGCUCUCAGCAUGAUCCAUGUGUUUUCCUGAAGUUGUUCCAGUUCAUCAGAACCAGAAGAGACAACCAGGCUACACACACAGACUGGAUUCAGCUGGACCUGCAGGUGGUUCGUUUGCUGAGCAGACUGACGACUCAGAGAGCAGAGAGCUGGACCACCAGCUGUCACAGCACCUGUCAGUGUUACACUGAGUUGGUUCAGACAGUGGUGAUUGUUUUCCAUCGUCAGUGGUUGGAUGUUCGUGGUUCUCAGGAGCCAACAGAUUCCACAGGCCCUGCCCCGCCCCCACAGCCGUGCUCCGCCCCCUCGUUGCCAUGGUGGCGCGGCGCGGCGGCGUCGCUGCUCAGAGAGUGUCUGCUGCUGCUGCACUGGCUGCUGCUGCAUCACAGCAGCUUCUCAGAGAGCUGCAGGCCGCUGCUGCACAUGUACGACCAGGUGAUACCUGCUGUACGAGACACGCUGAGGAAGAUCCCCGAGCUGAGCGAGAGCGAAGAGCUGGCAUUGGAGGAGAUCUGCCGCUCGGAGGGCGACGACACUGAAGACAUGGACACUGAUACUGUCUCUUGAUUGGCUGCCGCCAGUGACUUCACCAGGGACAAAUGAGCUGACAUAAAGGACGGUUUACUGACUAUUGGUUGGAUAUUUCACACAGAUGAGGACAGAGCAGAGAUUCUGUUCUUUGUGAUGAAGGAUUAGAGUCUGAUUGAAGUGACAGUCACAGGAUUUAUUCUGCUGUGUGAUGGGAUUUAGCAAUUAAACAUGAUGGUGAGAAAAACUGCUGCUGCCAGAGCUCAUGUUCUGUAUGUCAUUUCUUCCCUUUUUUCCAUGAGAACUGUGCAAGAAAAAGAGGAAAUUAGAAACCGGAUGAUCAUAAAUGUGAAGAGACUCGCUGCUGGGCAUCGGCUGGUUGAUCUGGUUGAUCAAUUCCUCUGAUGAUCUGAUGUCAAAUCAUCAGAGGAAUGGCUUGACAUUGAAUCAGUACUUACUCACUUUUUGGCACUGAGUUAGACGAGAACAUAAAUACCACUCUCAUAUCUGUCCAUUAAAUAUGAAGCGGGCAGCUUUUUAGCUUAGCUUAGCACAAAUACUGGGAACAGGGGGAAACAGUUAGCCUCGCUCUGUGCAUCGGUUACAAAAUCUACUAAUUAACAUUUUAGCCAUUGUGUGCGUUUAAUCCUUACAAAAACCAAGACGUAAAAAUAUCCAUUUGCGAGGGUAUUAUGCCAGACUAUUUCGCGCCCCUGAGAAAUUGCCCUGCAGAGACUUCAGGGGGUUACUGGCUCCAGCCAAGAAAUAGCUCGCUACAAACAACGCCCCAGACAAGCUUAUCUAGAAGUCUAUUUUUCUUAUUUUCCGAACAUGUACACCACCAUUCCAUUAAUACACGAUGAGAUAGAAGAAUCACUAACUGGCACAUUUAAUGAUGAUUUAUUUCUUCAUUUUAAUGCAUUAUUUAAAUGUAUAUUUAGUUAAUUUAUGAUUCACAGUAAUUCUGUAUCUACUGUGGCAGUCAGUGUGGUGAUUUACAUAACAGUAAAAUGUUUCCUUAAUUCAAAUCAAACAAAAGACAGUUCGGGACCAACAGUCUGUGAAACAUCUUUAUUUACUUUAAAACUGUAACUGAGGUCUGAAUGACACAUUCAGAAGAAGGCAUCCUAUUGGCUGGCUGCACGUCUGUUGGGUCGUGAUUGGCCAGUCUUCGUCAAAGGGAGCAAAAGACGUGUCAGGAAUUAUUUCAGUCUGUUUAUCUCAAGAUUACGACUUCAUUAUUUUUUUAUUAUGACUCAAUACGUGGUGCUUAAAAUAGAUCCUUUAUCCUGAGAUUCAAUUAUAUUCUCAUGUUGACGUAUCAGAAAUAGUUUUCUCAUGAUCACAAAUUUACUGCCCUGUUAUUUUGGAUGAUGGUUGCAUGUAAUUAUUAUUAUUACAGUGAUGAAUAUGCUUGUUAGCCAGGCAA